AUGGCACUUCUCUUUAAGGGAAUCCCUAUUCUAAUGAGGGUUUGGGGGGCAAAAUGUGUUCGCCAUAGUUUUGUACUUGGAUUUACAACUUACUUGCAGGCAGUGAGCAGGGAUCUCUCUCUCAGCAGCACCUGCCUCUUGAGUGGCUUUCAAGCCAUCACUAUAAGUCCCAACAGUCAUACAUGGUUGAAACUCAAAAUGAGAGCCUCAAAGUAUGUCAUUCCCUGCUGUCUCCUCUGCUGGAUCACCAAUCUGCUUGAAGAGAUGGUCUUGCUUAUGUAUCUAACUGAUCCAACAAACAGCUCACACUCUAACAGUGAAUGUAACAUUAGGACUACAAUUCUAUAUAGCAUGAAUCAUAAAAAUACUAUCUGGAAAUUUGUUCAUUCAUCUAUAUUUGUAUGUCUCAUGACCUUUUUCAGUGGCUACAUGGUUUUUAUCUUAUUCAGACACAACCAGAAAGUCAAACAUAUUCACAGUCGCAACUUUUCCCCAAAAAUCUCUCCUGAGAUUAAAGCCACCCAAACCAUCCUACUUCUAGUGGGUACCUUUGUUUUAUUUAAUGCAAUCAGCCCAUUUUUUAUUAUUUAUAUACUUCAUUUUCAAGGAAUAAAACUCAGGAUAUUAUAUGAUUCUACCUUUCUGUUCUUAUGGUACCCAAUGAUCAGUCCUUUUAUUUUUAUCAACACUAAUAGGCAGAUACUCAAAACCUUUCAUACCCUCUAA
Sarcophilus harrisii (Tasmanian devil) is the source of this 726-nucleotide messenger RNA. Its product is annotated as vomeronasal type-1 receptor 1-like. Gene Ontology annotation, cellular component: membrane. Lineage: Eukaryota; Metazoa; Chordata; Mammalia; Dasyuromorphia; Dasyuridae. The record is from RefSeq and is a predicted model, not a curated record. Gene Ontology annotation, biological process: G protein-coupled receptor signaling pathway. Gene Ontology annotation, molecular function: pheromone receptor activity. The coding region runs from base 1 to 726 and encodes 241 amino acids. The transcript has a single exon.